Molecule: messenger RNA, 9116 nt
Organism: Klebsormidium nitens
Lineage: Eukaryota; Viridiplantae; Streptophyta; Klebsormidiophyceae; Klebsormidiales; Klebsormidiaceae
Source: the annotation of a GenBank genome assembly
CCUCGAUCGCGGCCGACGCUUUGAACCAAUGCCAAUGGAUGCAACUGGACCAAUCUCACUCUUAGCGCCCGCCAAUCAUGCUCGAAGCUUUUCAAGAGGAUGGUGUCCUUUCCCCUUGUUUUUGGCCUACUUGAGAAGAAAAAAAUGUCACAGGGUCUUUGUCGAAACAUGUAAGGCGUGCUUGCGCCGGGGGCAUGCUUGUGUGAGUUCUGGUUGCAACCAGCAGUACCCUCAAACAAUACAAUCAGAGAGUAUUCCAGCUCAAGUAUCAACUGCACGACCACUCUGCGGGGAACACAAUUCUUACUUCAAGUCUUACUGAGGGGCAUUGGGAAAUGCAAGAGCGUGGCCAUUGAAGAUAUCAGCUGAAUAGAACCAGCGAGGACUUGGUUGCAGUCAAUAUCUUCAGGCGAUAUAGGAGAUAAAAGUCGGGCGGUAUGGCGCCACUCGUGGUGGCAGCCAAGGAGUUCCGGUUUGCCCCAAAGACGCUGCACCUGGAGUGGGACCCCAUUCUGGACGUUGAUGUCAGAAAACUUGUUGAAAAGGCCCCAAACUUGGAGCAACUAGAGGUGUUGGAGUCCACCUCGAAAAGCUUACUGCCAGCCUUGAUCCAAAAGGAUGGCGGCCAAGAUUGCUUGGACAGGAUGGUACAUCUUGCUAAGGUACUGCAACUUGGGCUGGAGUACCAGGGAGAGCUGGGGGAGCGGAAUGCAUCAAGGCUGGAACUGGAGCUCGAUAACUUGCAACAAGACCUGCGGCGGGCGCAAACGGGAGACUCGGAGGCGCUGGUGGGCAAGCUGGAGGGCGAGAUCGAGGACCUGAACGCGGACCUGCGCGAGGCGUACAAGAAGAUGGACGCCUAUGAGGCCGAGCUGGACGACCUGCGCGACGAGCUCGCGCAGCGCGCAACCGAAGGGCGGGGGAGGGCAGGCGCAGGCGGGGACAGCAACGUGCUGCGGCGCGAGAUGGAGGAGGAGCGCGCCAAGUCGUCCCGGCUGGAGCGCCAGGUGGAAUUCCUCGAAGGCGCGCUGGACCACGAGCGGCAGCGGAACGAGCGGAUCGAGUCGGAAACGAGGGAGGAGAAACGCAGCGCUGCCAUUCUGCGCGAAAAGGCGAAGCAACUGGACGACGAGGUGGGCGAGCUGCGGACGCAACUAGAGGCGGAGCAGAAGCGCAUGGAGAUGCGGGAGAUGGACGACCGCGGCCAGAGCUCACGUUUGCAACAGAAGAACAGGGAGAUCGACCGGUUGCAGCGCGAGAACAAGGUGCUGGAGCGGCAGUUUGUGGAGGUGCAGGCUAAAGGAGAGGAGCUAGCCGCCGAGAUGCUGCAGCUCAGCGAGCAGGUGGUGCGCCUCGACGAGACGCAGCGCGAGCGGGACGCCACGAUCGCGGACAUGGAGGCUGUGGCAGCCGAUGCCGAGCGCGAGAAGGGGGAGCUGCUGGCCCAGGUCGCGGAGCUGCGCGGCGUGGCGGCCGAGAAGAUGGCGCUGCUGGACGAGUUCGAGAAGCGGUUCGCGGAGCAGUACCGCGAGUGGGAGGGGCGGGCAGCCGAGCUGGCGGAGGAGGUUAAGGCGCGCGAGGACGAGGCGGCCGCGCUGCGCGAGGAACUAGAGCGGUGGCACCGCGACGCGGCCGGCGGCGCGGUGCUGACGUCACAGGGCGGCGACGGGGAGGGCAAGGCGGGCGCGCUGCAGCAGGCGCUGCGCGCGGCGCAAGAGAAGGAGGCGCUGCUGCUGGAGGCGUACGAGCAACUAGAGCGGGACCAGGAGAAAGAGCUGGCCGCGGCGUUGGCGCGGCAGAAGGCGCAGCUGACGAAGCUGGAGAGUCACAACCGGGCAAAGGAGGCGGCGCUAGAAGCGGACCGGCAGCGGUACGACCAACUAGACCGGGCGCUCGCGGAGGCGCAGAUCGAGAAAGAGGAGGCGCUGUCUCGGCUGGCCGACUAUGAGGCGGGCGUGUACGGCCUGAGCGAGGCGAUGCGCGACGUGAAGCGGCUGAAAAAGUCCGUCAAGGCCGGUGAAGAAGAGCUGCAGGCGUGCCUAACAAAAUUGAACCACCGGAACCAACAAAUGGAGGACCUCCUCGAGGAGAACAGGUUCCUGCGCCAGAAGGCGGGCGUCCCCGCGGCCGCGGCCGUGGACCUGGGCGACUUCCGGCUGCAGUCGCAGGUCGAGGUGGAGCAGCUGCGCGCGCUGAACGCGCAGCUGGAGAAGGAGCUCGCGCAGCUGGAGGACGAGCGGCGCGAGCUGAAGAAUGAGCUGCGCUACCGCGCGAAGUACCACGGGGAGGCCGCCGCGAAAAUGGGGUUAACGGCGAAGCAGUUAGUGGCGUUAGAGGAGUACUCGAACAAGCUGCGGUUCGGAAAGGACAAAGGUGGGUCAAGGAGCGGGUUUGGAAAGACGAAGUCUGGGGGAGCCGGAAAAGGUGGGUUUGAAAGAAGUGGGUUUGGGGCAACUGAUGGGAGUGGGUUCGGCAGCGAAACGGAGGAGAGCGAGAGCGACGCGUCCGGGGUUGGGAGGGCCCGCGGCGCGGCCGCGAAAGCGCCCGGAGGUAUAGGGUUUGAGAUGGAGGUGCGGACGCUGCGGACGAAGCUGUCGCUCGCGGACGUGCAGAGUGCGGAGCUGCGCGAAACGGUGGAGCACUUGAAAGAGGAGAACACGACGCUCAUGAAGGAGAACCUGCUUCUGAAGGAUAGAGUGAUCUCAGCUCUUUCAAAAGCGGCGGGAAGUGCAAAGAAACUCGCGGGCGAUCGAUCUGCAACUACAGGAGCGGAUACAGCUCGGAAAGAGAAAAGCAAGCAAGCGGAUGAUAGACACGUGGCAUCCAACCAGGAAGGACACGCGGCGGUGGAGGAAGAGCUGGCGGGGAUUUUGCGCCUGCUGCGGCAGGAGGUGACGUGGCAGUCAGGACAGCUGGUUUCGUCCCCCACGAAAGGCGCCGCGUUGCCGGAUGGAGUAAACGCCCUUCCGGACGGUGUGAAUGCGCCUCGGAGCGAGUACGAGCGGACGCUGCGGGAGCGGUUGAACCGGCUGAUGGACGACGUGUCCGAAAAGGAGGUCGAGGCAGAGGAGGCGCGCGCGCGCGCACAGCGCGCGGAACGGGAGCGCGAUGCUUUUCGGGCGCGGCUGAGGGAGCGGGUCGAGGGCCAGCUGUCGCCCCCAGCUCGCGGGGGCGCCCGCGCUGACGUCAGCGGCGUGUCGAGUGAGGUCAGCUUGAAGUUUGAUGACGUUGUUGGACAGGUGGAUGACGCCAGCAGGAAGCUGGGCGACGCCGGCGGCCGCUCAACAGCCGCCUCGCCGGGCCGCGAAAAACAAAUUGGUGACCAGAAAGACGAGCCACGCAGGGAGGAAGUUGCCUUUGCGAGCACUCAGCGGGACGAGAUCGUUCGCGAGCUGCAGAUCAAAGAGGACCAACUCGCGCUCCUCACGGCCGACUUCGAGGCGCAGCGUGCAGAACUAGAGCGUGCGAAAGACGCGAGGGUUGCGCUCGAGAAGGCGGCGAAGAAGGCGGCCGCGGAGAGCGCGAGCGAGCGCACGCGCGCGGAGAAGGAGCUGCAGGACGCGCGCGCGGAGGUGGCGGAGGCACGCGGCGAGGCGGCGGAGUGGGAGAGGGCGGCCGCGGCACUGCGCGGGGGCGACGUCAGACAGCAGCUGGUCAGCAACGUGAAGCGGCUGACCGUACUGCAGGUCCGGAUGGCGCGCGCUGCCUGCGCCGCAGAGCUCGCGGCCGCGGGAGAGAUCGAGGCGCGCGAGCGGCUCAAGGGCGUGCAACUAGAGAUGGAAGAAAUGGAGGACACGCUACGGCAGUACCACUGGUUUCUGGAGAAGAGCAAGGAGGAAGCAGACGCGCGCGCUGCCGCCGCCGCCAAAGAGCUCGCAGCCUCGGUGCCCCGGAAGGACCACGUGGCGCUCGCUGAGUCGCUGCACGAGACCCAGAGAAAGCUGACCGAGAACCUGACCGACAAGACGCAGCUGGCGCUGGCGGAAACCGAGGCCGCUCGCACGAGAGACGAACUAGAGCGGCUGAAAAAGAACACCGAGAAAGUGGACGAGGAGCGCGCGCAGUUGGCCGAAAAGUGCGCGCAGCUGGAGGCGUUUCUGCGCGAGCUGAAGGAGGGGGAGGGUGGGGACGAGAGAGUGCGCGAGGAGAUGGCGGAGCUGCGCGUGGCGCGCGCGCUCGCGGAGAGGCGCGCGGAGAUGGCGGCGCGGGAGCGCGGCGCGGCAGAGGGAGUGCGCGAGGGGGCGGAACGGCGGCUGCGCGAGCUGGAGGGGCAGGUUGGCGCCCUUGCGAAGCAGCUCCACGAAGCGCACGAGGAGAGCCGCGCGCUUCGAGCCGCGGCUGCGGCCAGGGACGCGCGAGCGGCACCAGUGGAACCGAACCUCCGACCUAGAGUGGGCGAGCUGGAGGCAGAGGUCCGAAAGUGGCGCGCGAGCGCGGACGCGCUAAGCGAGAAGCUGGCCGGCCGCGAGUGCGGCGACCAGGCGGCCGCGGCCGAGCGCGAUCAGCUGCGCGCGGCGGUGCGCGAGCUCGGGCAGGGGAGCGACUCCAAGGCGGAGGCCGCCAAGCUGCACGAGAAGGUCGCGCGCGCGCGCGCCAAAGAGAUCGCGCUUGCGCGGCAGCUCGCGCGGGCCGAGACUGCGGCCGGCCGCGCGCGCUCGGAGGUGCUCCUCCUGCGGCAACAGCUGGACGAGAAGGAGGCGCGGCUGUGCGCGAGCGAGAGCGAGGCGCGCGCGGCGCACGCGGAGCAGCAGCGCGCGCUCCGGCGGCUUGAGAGCGCGCUCGCGUGCCAGGCACGUGCCCCGCUUUUCCCCCCAAAAAUCUCAGAUCCUCAGCGUUCUUCGAUCGACGGCCAGAAAGCCGCCGCCUGGUCCGCCGAGCUCCUCAAACUCGCGGCGGACCGCAAGGCCCUCUCUCAGGCCGCCACGUGUCUCAAGGGCGAGCUCCGCGCGCUCCAGGACGCGCUCGCGGCCGCGCAGGGCGAGCUCGCGCGCGUCAAGAACGUCGAGCGCGUUUUGAGCGCGAGCGCGCCCGAGGUGUACCGGCAGAACGUGGAGCUGGGCGAGAGGGAGCUGCAGCUGAAACUAGGCGUGGGGAGACUGGAGCGCGCGCUGGCGGCGGAGAAGGAGCGGGUGGGGCAACUAGAGCGGGCGGGCGCGGAGAGCGAGCAGCGCAUCGCUGCCCUCGAGGAGAGCGCCCUCCGCGAGCGAGCGCGCCUCGAGGACGCGCGCAACGGCGCGCAGCGCAGGGCUGAGCUCGCGGAGCGCGAGCUGCUCGCGCUCAGAAAGGAGCGCGACGCGCUGGACGUCCGGCUGCGCAUGGAGCGGAGCGUCCGGAAGGCGGCGCCGUCCGCGGCGAAGGUGGCUAUCCACGGGGAGGACACGGCGCUGCUGCACCGGCAGCUGCAAGAGCUCGCCGAAACGGCGGAAGCCCACCGGAAGGCCUCGUCGGAGCACCUGGAGACUGCCACCCGCCUCAAGUACGAGCGCGACGAGCUCGAGCGGCAGCUGCGCGAGGCCCGCGCGGCCGCGGCCGAGAAGCGCGCGGAGCUGCGCGCGGUGCAGCAGGAGCGGGACGCGCUGCUGGCGAAGCUCCACGACCGGCUGACGUCGGCGGUGACGUCGGCGGCGGCCGCGGGCGACGCGGCGGAGGCGCGUGAGGGGCGCGCGGCGGAGCAGGUGGCAAACAUAGCACAGGCGACGAUCAAUCGGCUACAGGGCCUUGUGAGCGAGAAGGAGACGGCAAUCACGGCAUUGCGCGAGGCCCUCGGCGAGGCGCGGCGGAAGAUGCUGGAGCAGCAGGAGCGGGACCGGACGGAGAUCGGACGGCUCAACGAGGCCCUCUUCGUGCGGAACGAGAAGAGCAUCCAGGACAUGCGGACGGCCCUCCACGACCUGGGCAAGCGGAUGCCCGCCGCCGGCGGCGGCGGGGGCCGCUUUGCGGAGCUGACGUUCGAGGAACUGAAACGGUUUGCAAGCGAGAAAGAGGAACAGAUCGAGGCGCUCCAGCAAGGCCUGCGCGAGUGGGAGGCGCGGUACAAGGAUACGGAGGCGCGCCUGACGCACGAGCGCGACGCGCGGGCGGCCGAGUGCGCGCGGCUGGAGCAGGAGAUCCAAGUGGAGCGCGCGCGCGCGCCCUCCAAGCUCAUGGAGAGCCUGGUGGCCAAGCUCAAGGCGCAGCUGGGCGCCAAGGAAUCAAAGCUGGCCCACAUGCGCGACGCGAUCAAGCAACUAGACGCGCGGCUCGUGGGCGCGCUCCAGGCGAACGCGGACGCGAUCCUCGCGCAGAGCGGCGGCCGCGCGUCCGAGCAACUAGGCGCGGCGGAACUGCGCGGGCGGCUGCGCGAGCUGGGCGAGCGGAUGGAGCGCAUGCAGGAGGAGGUGCUGCGCUGCCGCGCGGUGGAGCAGGAGCGGACUGCUGAGUGCCAAGCCCUUAAGGAGGAGAUCUUCAAGGAGAAGGAAGCGGGCCGUCGCCUGACAAAUGAGCUCCACCGCACCAAACCCUCGGGCGAGGCCGCGGGCGCCCAAACCUCUAAACCCUCCGAGGCCGACGCAGUCGCGGAGCUUAAGGAGAAGGUGCGGAUCUUGGCCGUCCAAAACAAGCGGCUGCAGGGCCAACUCGCGGACGCCCGCAAAAGCCUUUCGGACGGCCCGGGGAAGCAUGCGGACGCACAGCAGGAAAAUUCGGACGGCCGGAAAACUUAUCCGGACGCCUCGGGGAAGCAUUUGGACGCCCGGGAGAAAGGCCCGGACGCUCGGCCCGCUAAUACGGACGCCCAGCCCAGCAGGUCGGACCACAGGAAAGGACUGCGCGAGAGUGGUCCGCUCUCCACGACCCGCCGGCCGGCGUCAGCCAAAGCGGCUAUCUCGAAAGAGAGUACCGGAACGGAUACCGGAGCGGACCCGAAAGGUACCGGGGGGAUCCCUGGAACAGCCCGGACGAAGCGCGCGAGCAGCGACGGGUGGCCGGAGGGCGGCGAGGGUACGCGCAGGGGUUUAGGAGGGUUUGGCGCGACGGGGAGGGUCGGGUUCGGCGAACGGGACAGGGGUUUGGGAGGGUUAGGGGUAACGGAAGGGACGGGGCAUGAGGAUAAGGAGAAUGCGGGGAGCAGUGCACCGACAAAGGAUCAAGGGGGAGAGACUCAGGCUUCGACCGGCGCCCUCGCCGCUUGGGAAGAACACAAGCGAACCGUGCGCCGGCUCGACUCCCUCCGCGCGAAAGUCGCGCAGUCCAAGAAGGACCUCGACGGAGCCGAGGCCAAACUGCGGGGGGCCCAAGAGCGGAUCGCGCAGCUCGAGGCGGAGCGCGACAAGUACCGGGACAAAGUGCGCGCGCUGGAGGCCGCCCGGCGCGAUGCCGACGGCCGCGGGCCGCGGCUCGGCGACGCGGCCAAGAUCCGGGGUCUAACGGAGGGUUUGGAAGAAGUAGAGCGGGAGAACGAGCGUCUGCGGAAGACGGUCUUUGUCGAGAAGGAGCGGGAGAUUACGGAGCUCCGGCGAAGACUCGAGCGGAACGACGGCGGAACGGGCAAAAUCCCGGAAAGCCUGACGCCCGGGGGUGCGCAGAGAGGGGGUAUUGGGAGAGGGGGAUCCCCCCGAUUCGAGGCGCCUAACGAAUCCGGGGCUGCCACGUUGCAGCAUCUGGAGGAAUGUAAAAAGGCGCUACUGGAGAAAGACAAUGCCAAUCUGGAGCUUCGAUUCGAAAAAGAAAAGAGUCUGCUGCAGCUAGCGAGAGUGCAGCGGCGUCUGAAGUUACUGUUCGACGAGGAGAUGGCUCCUCCGGGGAAUUCGCCGAGCGGAACUCCCCGCGGGGGGGCCACGGUGCGUGGCAAAACGACCCCCCGGAAGGAGCAGGAGAUGGAGGGCGUGAUUGAGGCGCUGAAAAAGGUAGCGGAAAAGCUGCGGGCGGAAAACGAGGCGCUGCGGAAAGCGAGCCAUAGCAACGUGAAGUACAUGGAGAUGGUGAAUAAAGGCCGGGAGAUGGGGAAGAGAGUGCGCGAGCUCGAAGCGGAGCUCGAAACCGCGCGCAGGAAUAGCGACGGGGAGCUCCUCAAGAAGACAUCGAAGUUGGAGGACUCGCAGGCCACCCUCCGCGCCGACCUCCGCAAAACCAAGGACGAGAACCAGUCCCUGAAGCUCGCCCUGGAGGAAGCGCGCGCGGCGCGUGCGCGCGCAGAGAGGGAGCUCGCGGCCGCGGCCGCGGCCGCGCGCGCGCCGGCCGUCCCCGAGGAGGAGUACGCGGAGCUGGCGCGAACGUGCGGGGAGCGGGAGGAGGAGAUCGGACGGCUCAGGGCCGAGCUGCGGGAGCGAUCGACGGCUGAGGAAGAGUUGGCGCUCCAGCUGGCGGCCGCGGAGGACGAGCUGGAUUUGCUGCACGGCCAGCGGGCGGUGCGCAACGCGGUGGGGCUGGAGCAGCUCGCGGCGGAGUUGACAAAGUUGCGGGGCCACGUGGCAAGCCUGGAGGCCGAGCGUGAAGAAUCGCUCCUCGAAGCGGCGGAGCGCGAUACGGGUGGAACGGACGGAGCGAACGGAAUGCCGGAACGCGACCCGAGCGGAAUGGGCACCGAGGCGCGCAGGCUGGCCGAGGAAAACCGGCGGUUGCGCGCCGAACUUGCGUCUUACAGCCCCGCGUUUUUCCAGGAGGUCGAGGAACUGAAAGCGGACCACCACGAACUGAUUAAGCUGUGCGACCGGUACGAAGCCCUCUUACACGACCAUGCGCGGAAGACGGGGAGUGUGUUUACUCCGGGCAACGUCGACUAAAAUGAGGACAAAUGAAGCCUGCAUCUUUUGCUCGCUAAGCCUGGGCGCUGUGACAUCUUAUGCUGGGUCGCAAUGCCACUCAUUGCGGGUUUUUCAGUAAUGCAGGGAUGUUUCAAAAUGAUGCACUGUUCGUAACCCCAGUAUUGCAAGUGAUGCUGCGACCUCGAUCGACCAAAUCGAUUGAAGGCUUCAAUAAUUCCUUCAUUACUCGGCUUCAUGCACGGUUCGUUUCAACACUUGCAGAGUGAGUCUCGCUGUGACGUAGGCCGUAUUGUUUAUAGAUCAUGAAAGUGUUGGUUAUGACACGCUUGUGACGUCAAUACCAGUCAUGCAGAAUCUAGUAGAGUCAGUCCGGGG